Carlito syrichta (Philippine tarsier) is the source of this 1114-nucleotide messenger RNA. Its product is annotated as caspase-3. The transcript is spliced from 7 exons. Gene Ontology annotation, biological process: positive regulation of apoptotic process; keratinocyte differentiation; apoptotic process. Gene Ontology annotation, cellular component: cytoplasm. NCBI's taxonomy places the organism in Eukaryota, Metazoa, Chordata, Mammalia, Primates, Tarsiidae. The record is from RefSeq and is a predicted model, not a curated record. Bases 280 to 1113 code for a protein of 277 amino acids.
AGUCUGGAGAAGAUCGUUCAAGAGUUUUUGUUCUUGUUUUUCUCUCUUAUUUAGGGAGGUGGAUUACCAAGGGACAUAUGUUUGCUUCUGGAAAGUCAGAGUACACCUGAUAGAACUCCAGAAAACAAAUAUUAAGGAGCUGGUAUCUUCAGAGGCAGCAUAGCAAAGUGGGAAGCAAACGGCCUGUCACGUAGCUUGUUGACAAAGUCAGUUAAUCACUAGAAGUUGAUUUCCCGACUUUUAGAAUUGUCGGGAAGAUUAAGGAUAAUAAGAGUAUCCAUGGAGAAUACUGAAAGUUCAGUGGAUUCAAAAUCCAUUAAAAAUUCAGAAACAAAGAUCAUACAUGGAAGUAAAUCAAUGGAUACUGGAAUAUCCUUGGACAAUAGCUACAAAAUGGAUUAUCCUGAAAUGGGUUUAUGUAUAAUCAUUAAUAAUAAGAACUUUCAUAAAAGCACUGGAAUGGCGGCUCGCUCUGGUACAGAUGUAGAUGCAGCAAACCUCAGGGAAACAUUCAUGAACUUGAAAUACGAAGUCAGGAAUAAAAAUGAUUUGACACGUGAAGAAAUUAUGGAAGUAAUGUACAAUGUUUCUAAAGAAGAUCACAGCAAAAGGAGCAGUUUUGUUUGCGUGCUUCUGAGCCAUGGUGAAGAAGGAGUAAUUUUUGGAACAAAUGGACCUCUUGACUUGAAAAAAAUAACAAGUUUUUUCAGAGGGGAUUACUGUAGAAGUCUAACUGGAAAACCCAAACUUUUCAUUAUUCAGGCCUGCCGUGGUACAGAACUGGACUGUGGCAUUGAGACCGACAGCGGUAUUGAUGAUGAUAUGGCAUGUCAGAAAAUUCCAGUGGAGGCCGACUUCUUGUAUGCGUACUCCACAGCACCUGGUUACUAUUCCUGGCGAAAUUCAAAAGAUGGGUCCUGGUUCAUCCAGUCGCUGUGUACCAUGCUGAAACAGUACGCUAACAAGCUGGAGUUCAUGCACAUUCUUACCCGGGUUAACCGAAUGGUGGCAACAGAGUUUGAGUCCUUUUCUUUUGACAUUACUUUUCAUGCAAAGAAACAGAUUCCUUGUAUUGUGUCCAUGCUCACGAAAGAGCUAUAUUUUUAUCACUAAA